AUGUUGGACAAGUUUUGGGGUAUGACACUUAUCAAAAGGUGUAUGACUACAGUCUCUUACAAAGUGCUCAUAAAUGGUAUGCUUAGGAAUGCUGCUGUAACAAAGGAGAUUCAUGGUGUUCAGCCUCAUUUUUCUCGCGCAAAUGAAGUGGAAGCAGCAAAAAUUCUGGAAAUUCUUGACAAGUACCAGUGUGCUUCUGGCCAAGUGGUGAAUUUUGAAAAAUCAGAGGUGUCUUUCAGCAACAACCUCUCUCCAAACAUGAAGGAAAUAAUCCGAAAGUCGAUUGGGAUCAUCAUUUAUGAGUUUGGACGCACAAUCAAUGACUUGCCAUUGUUAGGAAAAGAAGGUAGGCAUGCUUCGUAUUCCUAUGUGCAGUGUGUUUCAGGGAAAACUAACCACACCACUGGAUUUGCAGACCCCAAAAUAGGUGGACUGGGUGGUUUCAGAUCAUGGCUAUGGAAGAAGGAGAACCGGAAGAAAAUUCCGCAGAGUGAUGGCUCCCUUUUUGAAAGAUUUUUCAAAGGGAGAUACUACCCCAGGAGUAGCAUUUCUGAAGCAGGCUUAGGUUUCAAACCAAGCUAUGCUUGGCGCAGCAUUUUCAGCGUAAAAGAUUUGGUUCUUAGCGGGACGAGAUGGCGCAUAGGAAAUGGUGAGAGUAUCAACAUUAUGAGUGAUAAUUGGAUUCCUUCUAUCCCAGGUUUCAAGUCGUUCACGACGAACAACUCUCUGGAGCCACAUACGAAGGUUUCUAGUCUUAUCGAUGGUAAUCUUGCAAAGUGGAAUAUGGAGACUCUUAGAGACAAUUUUGCUUCAUAUGAAGUGGAUCAUAUAGCAAGCAUUCCUAUCUCAACUAGAGCCCUGGAAGAUAAACACAUCCGACACUAUGAAAGGGAUGGAGAAUACUCUGUUAAAUCUGGCUACCAUCUUGCAAAAAGAUUGCAGCAUCAUCCAAAAGCUGAGUCCUCCUUUAUACAAGAUGGUGAGGUCUGGAAAUACCUUUGGAAAGCACAUCUGUUGGAAAAAACUAAAAACUUCAUUUGGAGGCUACUCAACAAUGUUAUUCCGACAAAGUGUAUUAUGGAAAAAAAAAAGAGAGUUUUAUUUUCCCCUCUGCUUGGGGUGCGACUGCCGAAUGCUGGUGAGUUAACUGUAUGGCUGCGGGAUGUUUUAAAAUCAAAGGAGAAAAAGCUGGUUCAAAUUAUUGGGUUUGGUCUGUGGAAAAUCUGGAGUGCUAGAAAUGAAAUAGUCUUCAACCAGAAGAGCCCGAGGCCGCAGGUUAUAGCGCAGGAAAUUGAAGAAGCAGCUGCAGAUUUCAAUGUUUCUAGAAUGUCUGAGCAGGAUUAUACAGCAAAAAAUAUGAUGAGCCUUAUUCCAAAAGGUUUUUGGAGUGUUCAAUCAGAUGUCUGCUGUUUUGACAAUGGCGUUCUCGCCUUGGGGUGUGUCAUCAAAGAGCCAUCUGGAAACAUAGCUCUAGCGGCGUGUAAGAGAAUUUCGAGUUUUGCUAACCCAGCUACAGCGGAACUCCUUGGUAUUCAAUGGGCUAUUAACAUGGCUUUGGAUUUUCAUUUAGAUUCUGCUUUAAUUUUUUAUGAUGCAUUAGGAGUAGUGGACUCAAUAAAUGGAACUGAUUUUGAUGCAGAUUUAGAUCCUAUUGUUGGAUAUUGUAGGUCUCUUCUUUGUAAGCUUAAGGGUGUUUCAUUAAUGUACUUAAAUAGAGCUUUCAAUACUGAUACCCACCUUUUGGUUCGUGUUGGUAGGGUUUUAGGAAACAAAACUUGGGUAGGUUUCUUGCCCUAUGUUGAGUCUAUUGAUGUUCUUUUGGCCCCUUUGGCUCCUUGUUAA
Molecule: messenger RNA, 1842 nt
Organism: Vicia villosa (hairy vetch)
Lineage: Eukaryota; Viridiplantae; Streptophyta; Magnoliopsida; Fabales; Fabaceae
Exons: 6
Coding region: 1-1842 (613 amino acids)
Molecular function (GO): RNA-DNA hybrid ribonuclease activity; nucleic acid binding
Source: RefSeq, a predicted model, not a curated record